AUCGGGAAACUAGCAGCUUAGCUCUUCACCAUGGCGUCGCUGGCCUUCACCAGGAAUCCUGUCCUGCCCAGGAAUGCCCUCUUACUUUAUUCAGGAUGCCAGUCAUAAAACCACUCUUUGCGGCAAACUUUCUGCCUGCAUUUCUCACUACACCGAACCCGCUUACUUGGCACAUACCUUCCCUGCAGUCCCUCCUGGAACUGUUUCCCUCAAUAGUGCUCGCCGUACCAAAGAAAAAGACGUCCCAUUCGCGCAAAGCAAUGCGUGCUGCAAACAAGGGUCUAAAGGACAAGCAACGACCAGAUAUCGUCAACUGUCCCGGGUGUGGGACACCGAAGCUCGCACAUCACCUGUGUUCGAAAUGCUAUUCUUUUUUGAGCCGGACGUGGAAAAACAAACUGCGAGGCAGCAUGCCUGAUCUGUCAUGAGGCUGAAAGGUAUGCCUUUCCUGGUUGAGAUGACAAUUGCUCAUUCACAUGACAGAUUUGUUCGACGGAGUGGUGU
Molecule: messenger RNA, 504 nt
Organism: Desarmillaria tabescens
Lineage: Eukaryota; Fungi; Basidiomycota; Agaricomycetes; Agaricales; Physalacriaceae
Exons: 2
Coding region: 96-428 (110 amino acids)
Biological process (GO): translation
Cellular component (GO): mitochondrial large ribosomal subunit
Molecular function (GO): structural constituent of ribosome
Source: RefSeq, a predicted model, not a curated record